CCAAUCCAAUUCAAGUGACCAUUUACUCUUUGAGAAAAAGAAAAUUUAAUUUCAACCAAUAAUCAAUCAGCUGCAGGCUGAAACUGUACGUCGACUGGAAAAAAAUUUUAAGUUUUUUUUUCACUUGAAUCCUACCCUCCCUAAUCCGAAAUGGAAGGCAGAAAGGAAGCAUUUCGCAUGUAUUUGGAACAAACGGGAACCACGGAUGCGUUAACCAAGGUGCUUAUUAAAUUGUACGACUUGAAGGACAAACGACCGGAUAACGAAGACGCUGCGCUGCAAUUUAUGAAAGAUAAUUUGUCCAACAAUUUUCCCAGCCAAAACGAUUAUGAUAAACUAUUGGCAGAAGUGGAAAUAAGCCGAAAGAAAGUGGAGGCAAUCCAGAAGGCCGCGGAAGAGGCAAGAGAAAGAGCAGAUGUGGAGAGAGAACUGAGAAAAAUGAAAAAAACCGGAGAAACAUCGGCUAAGGCUGCAGAUGCGGUAGUGAAGGCCGACGCCAAUGCUACUGCCGAUGGUAAGGUCGAUAACGUGGCUACUGUCGUAAUCAAGACAAUUGACGAAGCUAAGAAACGCUUGGAAGAGCUAAAGAAACAUCAAAAUUGCAAAUCGUUGCUGGUAGAAUGUCUUAGUUUGGAGAUGUUUGAGAAACUAAAAGCGGAUCAGCUGGCUCAACUCCUGCUUUGCAUCAGACGGGGUCUGGAAGAUCCGAACGUACUGGUGGGAAUUAAUGCCGUUGCCGAAGACGACUAUGUUACUUUCAAAGAGAUCUUUGAUCCGAUUAUUAAAAAGUAUUUCGGUUCGGAUCUCAGCACAGCUUUGCAGUCAAGUUGGAAGAACGCUACGGGCAACAAAGACGACAGUCCCUUAAAUUGUCGAUCACACUUGGUACUCCGUACAAGAAUUACAUGCGCUCGAUCCAUGGCAAAAUUUCCUUUCAUUCCUGGAAUGAACGAAGAUCAGAAGAACAAAUUGAAGGCCGAUGUUGAAGCCGAAUUGAAACUUUUAGUCGAAGACAAUGUUAAGGGCAGAUACCACGACCUGACCAAUAUGAACGCAGAAGUGAAAACGAAAUUGCAGGAACGCCACUUGCUGUUCCAGUCCGUAAACGAACAAUUGAAAGCUGCUGGUGUAUUAGACUGUUCCAUUGGUCGUGCCAUAUUUUGCAAUGACAACCAGAACUUGGUGGUGUGGGUUAACGAAGAGGAGCAUCUGAAGUUUAUUGCGACCGGAAUGAACAGCAUUAAGGAAGCAUUCAUUCGAUUGAGGACGGUUGUUGAGAACUGUGAGUUCCUGACAUUUAAAACCACAGCGACGAAUCAAAAUCCUCCUACCAUAACAUUCUGUCCAACGUUUGUGGGCGCGGCGCUGCAUGUUUCGGUUGUGGUAAAAUGUCUUAACGUUGCAACCAGAGGAAAGAUGGAAGACAUAGCGAAGACAUUGAAGAUCGGCGUUAAGCCGACAACAGUGGCAGAUGAGUUCGAACUGACAAAUAAACCGAAAUUGGACAUGACGGAAUUCGAUGCAAUGAAAGAAUUUAUCGUUGAAGUGGGCAAAUUUUUGAAAGCAGCACACAUCGAGACAGCCGCCGAUGCUGUGGCUCGUUUAGAGGAGCUGAAGAAGUGUACCCCUCCGCCAGAAUCGUUGUUGGUGAAACAUCUCACAACAGACAUCUGUGAUGAACUGAAAGGUAAAGACGAUCCUACCGAAAAGACUUUUCUUAACUGCAUCCGACUGGGACUGGAAGAGGGGACGCUGCCGAUCGGGAUUUAUGCGGCGGAUCAUGAUGCCUACAAAAAAUUCGCCAAAAUAUUCGAACCAAUUUUAACGGAGUAUUACGGCUUAAACGACUAUACCAGUCUUGUGGAAUCAAAAUGGACUGAUGAUGAUAAAAAGUUGAAUUUUAAUUCACACUUGAUACUUCGUACAAGAAUUGCAUGCGCCAAGUCCGUUGAAAAGUAUUCCUUUGUUCCGGUUAUGGACAACGUCAAAUUAAAUGAAUUGAAAGAGGAAGUGAAGAAAAAAUUGGCGGAACAUACCUUCGCAGACCUAUGUGCGGGUAAGUUCGAGGCUUUGGACAAAUUGACCAAUGAUGAGAGAGACGAAUUGAAACAAAAUCAGCUGCUGUUCGAACCUGAAAAUUUGCGAUUGCAAACCGCUGGUGCAACCGAUCUCUCUGCAGGUCGUGCCAUAUUUUUCAAUACCGCCAAAAACCUGGUGGUUUGGAUUAACGAAGAAGAACAUUUGAAGUUUAUCGCAACCGGGACUAAUAAGACCGGCAAUAGUACGCACGUUAUCAAAGAUGCAUUCACCAAUUUGAGAAAUGUGGUUGAUCACUGCGGUUCGUUGACCUUUAAAAAAAGCAAAAAAGCAGACGCUACAAAUAUGGAUGCGCUGGGUCACUUAACAUUCUGUCCGACAAAUCUGGGCGCGACGAUAAAUGUUUCGGCUGUGGUCAAAUUUCCCAAUGUUGCAGAGCGAGAGAAAAUGAAACAAAAGAUGACGAAGGAAGACGAGAAGAAGAAAUUGCCAUUCUACGUCGAACCGACAACAGUGGCGGAUGAGUUCGAACUGACAAAGAAACCAAAAUUGGACAAGACUGAAUUUGAUGCAAUGGAAGAAUUUAUCGUUGAAGUGGGCAAAUUUUUGAAAGAAGCUGGCAUCAAGACCACCGACGAUGCGGUGGCUCGUUUAGAGGAGCUGCAGAAGUUUACCCCUCCACCAGAAUCGUUGUUGGUGAAAAACCUCACUAAAAAGAUCAUUACAGGCUCAACGUCAAAGGCAACUGCAAAAACAAAGACUUUGCUCGACUGCAUCAAAAUCGGAUUGGAGGAUGAGAAAUUGCCGGUGGGAAUUUUCGCGGCUGAUGAAAGUUGUUACGAAACAUUCGAACAGAUUUUUAAACCAAUUUUAAUAGCCUAUUACGGAGGAGUGGACCCUAUCCAAAUUGAAGCAUCAAAGUGGGACGAUAAUAACAGCCAGAUUGCUGGCUUAGACUUUGACUCGGGAUUAAUUAUUCGCGUGAGAAUUACAUGCGCUAGGUCGCUUAAAGAUUAUCCUUUCGUUCCGGCUAUGGAGGAAAAAGAUUUAAAUGCAUUGAAAGACGAAGUUCAACAAGCAUUGGAGACUACCUUUUGUGCUUCUGGUGGUACGUUCGUCGAUUGGGACAAGUUGGUCGAAGUUGAUAGAAAAGAGUUGCAAAAAAAUCAGCUGCUGUUCGAACCUGAAAAUUCCCUAUUGCUGGCCGCUGGUGCAACCAAUCUAUCCGAAGGUCGUGCCAUAUGUUACAAUACCGACAAAAACUUGGUCAUUUGGAUUAACGAAGAGGAGCAUUUGAAGUUUAUCGCGACCGGGACGAAUAAGACUGGCAAUAGUACGCCCGUUAUCAAAGAUGCAUUCACCAAUUUGAAAGAUGUUUUUGAUCAAUGCGGCUCGUUGACCUUUAAACAAAGCGAAUCUUCAUCCUUUCUAACGGACUGUAACUUAGCAUUCUGUCCAACGUUUUUGGGUCCGGCAAUACAUGUUUCGGCUAUUGUAAAAUUGGCGAAAGCAGCUGCCAGAGGAAAAGUGGAAUACAUUGCGAAGGCAUUGCCGAUAUGUGUUAAACCGACGACAGUGGCAGAUGAGUUCGAAGUUACAAAUAUACCAAGGUUGGACAAGACUGAAUUCGAUGCAAUUAAGGAAUUUGUCGAGCAGUUGCAGAUAUUGGUGGGACAAGAAGAACAAUUGGUCACAACAAUCGAAGAAGCGUGGGCAAGCUGGGAGCUACUGGAGAAAGGCACUGUCGAUUCAAUUAUGAAAAAAAGUAAACUAGAUCAAUUAGAAUUUGAUGCUGAAAAAAGUAAGGGACAAACUGCCAACGACAAGACUUUACUCGACUGCAUCAGACCGGGAUUGGAAGAUCCCAUCAGUUCGGGAAUUUAUGCGGUUGACGCUGAUGCAUACGAAACAUUUCCCGUUUUAUUUAAAAAAUAUGUUGAAAUCAUUCACCCGUUAUCCCCACUUCCCAAACUGUCCGAUGACGGUUGGGAUGGUGCUAACGAUACAUGGCUGUUCAGUGAUUACUCAUCGGUUACAAUAUCCUCACGAAUUACAUGCCGUAGAUCGUUCAAAGAUUUCCCUUUCAUUCCGGCAAUGACAACGACACAAUUGCGCAAGUUGAGAGCCACAGUGAAAGCGAUAUUGGAAGAGUACGAUGUCAAUGGUAAAUUCUACGAUUUGACUGGUAUAGACGGUACGACGAAAGGUGAAUUGAUAAAGGAUGGACAUUGGUUCGAACCGGUUAAUGAACGAUUAAGAUCCGUCGGCGUUAAAGAUUUUACCACCGGCCGUGCAGUCUUUGUGAGCAAACAGAAUAAUUUAACAGUUUGGCUGUGCGAAGAGGACCAUUUGAAAUUCAUUUCGACUGCUGCAGACGGAGACAUUGCAAAAACAUUCAUCCAAUUAAAGGAAGCUGUUGACAAAUUUAAAAACGUCGAGUUUCACAAACAUAAUGAUUGGGGAUGGAAAACGUUCUGUCCAACGAAUCUGGGAUCGACGAUUGAGGCCACGAUUGUUUUGAAAAUACCGAAAAUAACACACGCUAUGUCAACGUCACCAAAGACAUUCGAAGAGUACUGCACAGACGAAAAUAUACCAGAAACUUCAGAUAUUUGCGAGAAAACGUUGUCCGACAAAAAUGAACAUGAAAUUUCGAAUAAGAUAAAAUUCGGAAAGGAGUUCGAACUGGUUCAGCAAGUGUUUAACGCAGCAAAAGAACUCGCUGCAAAGGAAAAUAGUCUGUAGAGACAAAUCAGAAAUUAAACGAAAAUUCCAUUU
Molecule: messenger RNA, 4815 nt
Organism: Bradysia coprophila
Lineage: Eukaryota; Metazoa; Arthropoda; Insecta; Diptera; Sciaridae
Product: creatine kinase, flagellar-like
Biological process (GO): phosphocreatine biosynthetic process
Molecular function (GO): creatine kinase activity
Source: RefSeq, a predicted model, not a curated record